Prunus mume (Japanese apricot) is the source of this 677-nucleotide messenger RNA. The record is from RefSeq and is a predicted model, not a curated record. NCBI's taxonomy places the organism in Eukaryota, Viridiplantae, Streptophyta, Magnoliopsida, Rosales, Rosaceae.
AAUCCAUCUACAAGUUAACCCAAGAAUAUCAAUCAGUCACUUCACUGGCUGAGGGAAUUUAGUUCUAAAAUGGCUUCUCAUAAUGCAUUUACAAUUGCUCUUCUUCUCUCCCUUAACUUUGUAUUUUUCACUGCAGUGAGUUCAAAUCAUCAUGUACCUAAUUGUCCACCAACACCACCAAAAUCCCCAAAACACCCUCCCCCCUCAACCCCAACCCCAAAACCCAGCCCUCCUAAAGCCUCUUGCCCUAAAGAUACCCUUAAGCUAGGGGUAUGUGGCAAUUUGUUGAAUGACUUGGUGCACCUUGUUGUGGGGACCCCAUCAAAGACCCCUUGUUGUAGCCUCAUUGCUGGUCUUUCUGAUGUUGAUGCCACUGUGUGUCUUUGCACUGCCAUUAAGGCCAACGUUUUGGGCAUCAAUCUUAAUGUGCCAGUCUCCUUAAGCUUGCUUUUGAAUUACUGCGGUAAAUCUGUCCCAACAGACUUCCAAUGCGCCUAGUGGUGCCAUGACCUUCUCACCUACUGCUGCCCUUUCAACAGCUUUGUUUCAAUAAAAGACAGGCCAUUAAUGUUUGGCUGUAAUACAUUAGGCAUGUUUCCUUCGAAAUGUAACUAAUAUGGACAAUGUUCUCUUCAAGCAAUGCUCAUAUAUUUCCCUUUGAAUUGAAAACUUUGCUA